GGGCUUUAGUUGAUGCGGGACAUGUGACGCUAGUGCCGACAUACAUGUGCCUAGCUAUUCGUGUGUGAGUGAGUGUGUGCCUAACUGUGGUGAAUGUUUCUCCUUGCCUGCGGCCAAGGAUAACUUCUAUCUUCAUCCACUAAUUUUGAGUCAGAAGGUUUUACAAAGCCACUCCAGUCCAUCCAAGAGUUCUCCAAGUCCAUCAGUCCCGUUGCACCCUAACUUGCACCCAGCCACACCGCCUCGAGGUUGAACUCGGCGUUUAAGUUUGUUCAAAUCAAACAAAACCCGUCACUUUUCUCUGUAAUUAAACCAUUGAUCAACUGCGGUAGUUACUCAAUUGUUUGUAUGAGUGCCUGGACGUGGAAGAAGAGGUCAAACUAAGAUGGUCUCCCGCAGAAAAAUUUUGUCCCGAUCCCGCGACGAUCUGAACCUGGAGCAGCCUCAGGUCGAGGACGAGGAGAACGUCUGGUACACCACAGAGACUUGCUUCGAGGAGCACAUUCAUGAAGUGUUCCUGAAGUGGUCGCAGAUCGACGAUGAGAUCUGGUCCAAGGUGAUCGUGUUCGAGAAGAACAGGCGCGUGGCCAAGGCCUACCUCAGAUCACCUGUACUUACCGUCAACGGCACCAACAUUGGAUUUGAUGGCUUCAGGUUGGGACUGGCUGGCUUCGAGAAUCCCAUGAGGGAACCGAAGACGGAAGAAGUCAUCUCUCGGCAAAUUGGGCUGGGCUGCAAGCUUCGCAUGGACGAGGAUGGCAACAUUCUCGUCAAGCGGAUCUCGAACUCGAACGUGUACGUCAAGGCCGUCGACGACGAGAACAGCAUCAGCAACGACGUGUUGCGCCUUCCUAACCAGGCGCUGGAGCUCAGUAAACCGAUCAAGGCUUUCGACAUCCGCAAGUUUGAAGCGAACAUAGACAAGGAGAUGCGCAAGAUUUACCCCAACCGCUCUAAACUGGAGGCGCAGUGCAUCCUUCCUAUCGCCUUCUCAAAGAACGCUCCUCAGCUUCUGCAGUGUCCCUCCUGGGUCAUGAUCAUCAAUGUCGUCGCGCUCGACAUGCUCAAGAGCAAGCUGCCUAAUGCUCGCGCCCCACCGCCCAAUAUUCGCAACCGCCCCCGACUGCCGGUGCCUGAAGAGGAUCCCUACAGCGUGACCGGCUCCAGCAGCAGCAACGGCAGCAAGCCUGGCAAGCCUCCCAAACUCCCACCGAGGGAAGGCGGUAAAUCAAACUCCAAGGGCGAAUACGUUUAUAUCGAAGACAGCAUUCUUCGUCCCUUCCGAUCUUCCAGGAAAAACGGGAGCAAAGAUGCUGCUCCUAAAAAUGACGACCCUUACUACUGCGGUCUGCGCGCUCGCACCACAAACUUCAAAGGUAGCGACAAAGAUCGAGCCGACAUGGUGCGAGGCCAGUAUAUGGCUUACCAACAACAGCAUCAGCAGCAACAGCAGCAAGCACCCAUCCUGCCUGCACAUCCUCAUCCAGGCCUGUACCACGCGCGCAGCUACGAGUCCGCAAUGGGAAAACCUUUCAUGCCCCUGAAGCCCAUGCCGAAGAUGAACAAAUUAGACCGUAACCCAAUGUCUUGGGUUCCGAGCCAUCAGCAAAACUACGAUUCUUCAGAUUACGGCGAGUCUGUCUACGCCCCCCUCUACGGCCGCCUUCCUCCCCCCAAGAGAGGCUACCUCCCCCCUCCCCCACCUCGACCCCAGCACAUGUACGGCAGACCCUGGGAGUGAUGGCAGCUGCAUCACCUCAUCAAUCUUAUUCUUUUCUACAAUUAUCAAGUGGUUGAAAAUUUUCACUGCCACGCCCGAAGGCUAAAUUUUAAUCCUUAUUUUCAACUCAGGCGGCUCUAAUUUGAAGCAAAUUGUGGUUAUUAAAAUAGCAUAAAGAGAUGUAUUUUGGAAACUAACCAACUUGGCAAAAAUAAUUUACAUUACAUAACAAAAAGUAGGUAACUAUUUACGACUCAGGACUGACACUUGUGUCGCAAUCAGGAUCAAAUAUACCACUGUCAAAUUUUGCGACUGAAAAGAUCUGCAUAGAAAUUAGGCUUAUUAAAGAAGCACGCGUGACCGAGGCGAUACCCUUUCGUAUCGUUAGGCGUCUCUCGUCAGCACAAUACUCCCUUACGUUAAUGUAUAUUUUUAUUACAUCUCACUUGCAAGUUCGCUGGGUCACCUUAAUUUUAAUCUUUCAUUUUCCUGAUGCUUUUUAUGGAGUAAUUUUUACUGCUAAGCGAUGAUGAGGAACUCGUUUUGCGACGAGUCUUAUAUUCGUUGCAUCACGGGUCGUGAACACACGCUAAGCAACAACGAAGAACAGGCAGUUCACGUUUGUAUAUACGACUUGGCAAUAAUUCAUGUCUUAAUGUUAGAAUUAGUUUUUUCAUAGCUAGGCAAUAGAUACAUUUGUUUUGUACCAUAAUUCUUAGCAGUUAAUGUGUGCUCUUGAUUGAAGUAUGUACGAAUUAUGGUUACGAACGCAGAAAAAUAUAGCCGCGUCGAUGAGCUAAGAAAACAAGUUUCCCUUGUACAAGUUUCAAUAAUAACUUUCAAGUGAGAAUAUCAUUCCAAGUUGGAUUUAAGGCGUGAUGACACUGAGAGAGCACCGUACAUUGGACGCUGAGGUAUCCUUGUCUCAUAUAAUUUAAAGCUAAGUUAUACAUGAAGUAGAAGGAUAUUUUGCCUCUUGAUGUUGAUAUGACGUACUACUAGUAAAUAAACUUAUGAUUUAUAAACCUGC
Messenger RNA from Hyalella azteca, 2750 nucleotides. RefSeq lists its product as uncharacterized. The transcript has 11 exons. NCBI's taxonomy places the organism in Eukaryota, Metazoa, Arthropoda, Malacostraca, Amphipoda, Hyalellidae. Gene Ontology annotation, biological process: regulation of DNA-templated transcription. The record is from RefSeq and is a predicted model, not a curated record. Gene Ontology annotation, molecular function: protein binding. The coding region runs from base 386 to 1741 and encodes 451 amino acids.